AUGGACGGAGAGAGGACCAGUGAUAUCAAUAUCCUUUUUGAUAUAGUGGUUGAGAAACUAAAGAAAUUCCGAGCCAAUCCUCGCAUGAGAUUUCGUUGCGUCUCAAAGCAAUGGAAAAAUAUUACCAGCAACUCCAUAGUCACAGACUCCAUCGUGUCUCAGUCUCUGACUCAACCACUGCAUGAUCCCAACUUUAUCUUCCACAAGAUUUUGUCAUAUGAACCAUUCUUUCACGUCUCCUUGUAUACUUACCAAAACGAAGAACAAUUGAUCACCACAUGA
Eruca vesicaria subsp. sativa (arugula) is the source of this 282-nucleotide messenger RNA. The record is from the annotation of a GenBank genome assembly. Lineage: Eukaryota; Viridiplantae; Streptophyta; Magnoliopsida; Brassicales; Brassicaceae.